CGGCGGCCGCUCUCCUGAAGCUGCCGCGGCCGCCGCCACCGCCGGGAGCUCCAUGGGCUUCUCCUGCGCGCCGCCCCGUGUCUGGCCGCGUCCAGGGAACCGCGGCGCCGGGUGCCGGGGAGUCAUCGCUGCAGCCCGAGGCGGGAUCCCGGGUCGGGGACUGCAGAGGGAGGAGGCGGCGGGAGCCCCACCGGGGGCCUGGGACUGGGGAACUGCCUCCGGCUUCACGAUGCCAGUAUGGACAGAAUAACUUAUGAUGCUCAACCCCGCCCACCACUUCCGAGACAUUGAACGAAAACCUGUAUACCUCCAGCCAGAGAAGUGCAUCCCACCUCCCUACCCUGGUCCUGUGGGAACCAUGUGGUUUAUCCGCGACGGCUGUGGCAUUGCCUGUGCCAUUGUCACCUGGUUUCUGGUCCUCUAUGCGGAGUUCGUGGUCCUCUUUGUCAUGCUGCUUCCAUCCAGAGACUACGUGUACAGCAUCAUCAAUGGGAUCCUUUUCAACGUGCUGGCCUUCUUGGCCCUGGCUUCCCACUGCCGGGCCAUGCUGACGGACCCCGGGGCCGUGCCCAAAGGAAAUGCUACUAAAGAAUUUAUCGAGAGUUUGCAGCUGAAGCCUGGGCAGGUGGUGUACAAGUGUCCCAAAUGCUGCAGCAUCAAACCCGACCGAGCCCACCACUGCAGUGUCUGUAAGCGGUGCAUUCGCAAGAUGGACCACCACUGCCCCUGGGUCAAUAACUGUGUCGGAGAGAACAACCAGAAGUACUUCGUCCUGUUUACAAUGUACAUAGCUCUCAUUUCCUUGCACGCCCUCAUCAUGGUGGGAUUCCACUUCCUGCAUUGCUUUGAAGACGACUGGACAAAGUGCAGUUCCUUUUCGCCGCCCACCACGGUGAUCCUCCUCAUCCUCUUGUGCUUUGAGGCACUGCUCUUCCUCAUUUUCACGUCAGUGAUGUUUGGAACCCAGGUGCACUCCAUCUGUACGGAUGAGACGGGAAUAGAACAAUUGAAAAAGGAAGAGAGAAGAUGGGCUAAAAAAACAAAGUGGAUGAACAUGAAAGCUGUGUUCGGCCACCCCUUCUCCCUAGGCUGGGCCAGCCCCUUUGCCACGCCAGACCACGGGAAGGCAGACCCGUACCAGUAUGUGGUCUGAAGGACCCCGAGCUGGCUGGCACCCAGACAGCCACAUCACAGCACUACCGUCCGACCCGCUCUCAUGAAUGUUAAAACUGAAAAGCAAAACAACUACACUUAAAACUUUUUUUUAAUGUCUCAAAAUGGCUGAGCAUUGCAGAGAAAAAAAAAAAACCUUUUAUUUUUGAAAAAACAUCAUUUGAUUUUUUUUUUUCUUUUUUGGUGAUUGAAGCUGCUCUUUUUUCCUUUUGAAAUCA
This is a messenger RNA of Ochotona princeps (American pika), 1391 nucleotides long. It is a transcript of the gene ZDHHC3, whose product is annotated as zinc finger DHHC-type palmitoyltransferase 3. Gene Ontology annotation, molecular function: protein-cysteine S-palmitoyltransferase activity. The transcript is spliced from 7 exons. The record is from RefSeq and is a predicted model, not a curated record. Gene Ontology annotation, biological process: protein targeting to membrane; peptidyl-L-cysteine S-palmitoylation. Bases 254 to 1153 code for a protein of 299 amino acids. Gene Ontology annotation, cellular component: endoplasmic reticulum; Golgi apparatus. NCBI's taxonomy places the organism in Eukaryota, Metazoa, Chordata, Mammalia, Lagomorpha, Ochotonidae.